Messenger RNA from Dipodomys spectabilis (banner-tailed kangaroo rat), 663 nucleotides. Its product is annotated as sialic acid-binding Ig-like lectin 9. The record is from RefSeq and is a predicted model, not a curated record. NCBI's taxonomy places the organism in Eukaryota, Metazoa, Chordata, Mammalia, Rodentia, Heteromyidae. The transcript is spliced from 5 exons. Gene Ontology annotation, molecular function: sialic acid binding. Bases 1 to 663 code for a protein of 220 amino acids. Gene Ontology annotation, biological process: cell adhesion. Gene Ontology annotation, cellular component: plasma membrane.
AUGUGGUGGCGGCUGCUGCUGGCCUUACUGUGGGCCCUUGAGCAGGCACAGGCAGAGGGGCUGGGGAAGCUGAGCCAAGCUGACGAUGGUGGUGUCCCCGACGGAAGGCUAUGGAUCUCUGAUGGCCACCAACAACCCAACAACCCACAUAGAGAUGUGGAUAUGGAGACUCGUGGCCGAUUCCAGCUGGUCGGGGACCCUCAGGACAACAACUGCUCCUUGGGCAUCAGAGAUGCAAAGAGGAAGGAUACGGGAAGAUACUUCUUCAGAAUACAGAGCAGUUCUGUGAGACACAGUUACAAAGACAAGCAGCUCUCUCUGUGGCUCACAGUGCUCACGGAGGUCCCUGUCGUGGAUGUGCCCGAGACCCUGCAGUCCGGAUGCUGCAGCAACCUCACCUGUUUGGUGCCGUGGGCCUGUCAGCAGGUCCUGGACCCCGAGGCCAACCCCACCCUUGUGCUCCCCAUCACCCCCUCGCCAGAGGAUCACGGGGCCAAUCUCACCUGCCAGGCAACCUUUCCCAGAGUCGAGGUGACAGUGGAGAGAAACGUGCAGCUCAAUGUAUCUUAUGCACCUCAGAACCUGAGCAUCAGUGUGUCAUGGGGAGCCGGCACAGGUAGAACGGGACCUCUCAUCCCUGGGAGUGUGAGUGUGAAUGUGUGA